Messenger RNA from Lodderomyces theae, 1965 nucleotides. RefSeq lists its product as uncharacterized. NCBI's taxonomy places the organism in Eukaryota, Fungi, Ascomycota, Pichiomycetes, Serinales, Debaryomycetaceae. The record is from RefSeq and is a predicted model, not a curated record. The coding region runs from base 1 to 1965 and encodes 654 amino acids. The transcript has a single exon. Gene Ontology annotation, cellular component: Mon1-Ccz1 complex; intracellular membrane-bounded organelle. Gene Ontology annotation, biological process: vesicle-mediated transport.
AUGGCAAGCUACAUUACACAGUACCUACCAAACUUCAAAAACUCAUUGAGUGCAGCAGAAACGUCUAAAAAUGUGGAGUCGUUGAACUCAGUGGGCCCUGGACAGAUCAAGUACAUUGCAGUUAUUGAUACUGGCGAAGAAGUUCUGGACUCAAAGGAAGAGCUGGACUCGGAGUUGAGCAAGCGAUUGAUUACGUUUGUACAUAGUGAUACAAGUACUGAGAUUAGUCCCAAUGUCAAAAUACGAUUGGCUGGAUUAAUGCAAGGUGUCUAUGCCUUCUCCCUGGAGUUCAUCACCACACCCAAGGCGGAAAAGAGUGUGAAAAAGCCUAUGAUUGUCAGUUCAGAGGGUGAGAGUUUUGUUGUGGUUCAAAUUGAGAAGUCGUACAGUCUUAUAUGCUCCAUCGCAUCCAACGAUCAAACUGUCACUAAACAAUUGCAGUAUCUACUCAAUCAGCAGCAUUCCUUUUUCAAACUAUUUCACAAAUCGUUAAAGAGUAUAAAGGAGGAUACAGGAGACGAUGUGUUGCGAGAUUUGUCAAGUCGAUGGUGGAGUGAGUUUUUGUCCGACUACAAUCAAAAUUUAAGCACGCGAGAUAUUAAAUGGCCUCAUAUUUUCAACUACUCCGGGUUCAAUAACAUGAUUGCGGACGGUUAUAGAAAGUCGUCUAUUUCAAUUUCAAAGAGAGUCAAAGAUGAGUUCAAAGGGUUGUUGUUGAGUGAAGAGUUGAUUCCGCAUGGUCUCGUUAUCAGCAGCUUUGCACCAGUUGUGAAGAAAAUGGGUCUUAUCCAUAUAGAGUCCUUAGUAGGUGGGUUGGAAUACGAGUCCUUGGUGGAUCUCCAUAAGUGGAUGGAGUUUGACUAUGUUAUGCGAACCACGAGCAAAAGGGGGCGUAAUGAUCGCGAUUCCCACGCUGUUGCAGAAGAAGACACGCUUGGGUUCAUGAAUCCAAUCAACUUGACAAAUAGCUUGGUGGUUCUGCCGUGGAAUAAGAUGUCCGAUAUGAUUCGUGGUGAAAGCGCUGUAAAUUCUACUGAAAAUAACGAGAACUCGCAAACACUCAAGCCAAAGACAUCGAGAGCAUGGCUUUCAAUGCCAAGCGUGUUUGGAGGAGAUUCGAGUGAAGUUGAAAAUAGUAGUUUAUGUUUGCCAAGUGCAGAUGACGGACAGGAGUCAGUAAAGCUGGUUGAAGAUGUACUUUGUCGGUUCUUGUAUGGUAUCCAGCCGGAUCAAUCUAUAUUGAGAAAGCUUGUUUAUCUUUCUACAAACAUUGCAAGAGAUGAUGAUCGAUCUGAAAAGGUAUUUUCUGAGUCCGAGUAUCAGCUAGUGACAUAUUUCCGAGACGACAUCUGCAUCACUUUAGUGUACGACUCGCUGGAGACAGCACGUCUUGACAGUGCCGAGUUUUACAAACAUUUGUCAUUGACCAUCUUGAAUCCAUUACAAGAAGAAGUUGUUUCUUAUCAAGCAUCGACACUAGGGACAAGUACCAAUUCGAUAGCCACAUUGAACUUAGCCAAGAUUGAUAAUAAUUUCCUAUACACGGUGGUUGAUUUCAAGCAAAUGAAUUACACAUCGUCAAUACCCUUAAUCCUCGAUGAACAAGAUGAAAAAUUUGCCACAAUUGUUAAUAUCCACAACCAAUUGAUCAAGAUUUCUCGGAAUUUCGAUUUCAGUGCUCAUGAAUUUUAUCAUAAAUUUACGUUGGGCAAUAAGCACGAUUGGAUGAGCUACAUCAUCAAGUAUGGACAUAAAUUGAUUGUUAUUAUCAAAAAUAAUACAAAGAACAGUAGCGGUGUGAGUGCGUAUAGUGGUGGCGGAAAAAGUACCGCUAUUCCGCCUGAGGAAAGAACCGUGGUGAAUCAGAUUACCGGAAUUGUUUCUGAUUACGCAAGUUUGGGAUUUUUGGAUAAUUUAGGAGAUGAUGUGAAGUACUGGUUGGGACAGGUUAUUGAUACUGAGUAG